CUCAAGUGCAAAAUCGGUUCUGUAAAACUUGAUAAAAAGCGAUAAAUUAUUAUAAUUGGCAGAACUACUCUUAAAAGUGCAAAUGACCGUCUUUAUCUUAAGUAGACUAAUUACACACGAGUAGUAGUGUAGCAGGAACAGGAAGCUCUUGAUGUCAUCGAUUGAAGCCAUUCCCUCUUUUGUAAUGCGCAUUCCCCUUGCCCUAUAUAGUACCACCCUUAACCACCAACCCAGCAGUAUAUAGCUUAUUGUAGGAGUGCUGUAGUAUAGUAAUCAAGAGCUGCUUCAUUGCUUUGCUGGACUCUGGCCUGUCCUCUUGAUUUGUAGUUAUGAGCACUGCUGUGGCUCUGCAGCUACCUAUAAACUCAAUGGAGACUAGCAAUCAAAUGAAUGAGGAGGGAUCUGGUGAUAAUGUAAUGGCUGAACUCCAAAGCAAGCUAAAAGGAAGAGGAAAGAUCAACCCAACACACACGACCAGUAUAAGAAUGUCAGGAGGGAGAGGAAAACAAGAAGAAAGUGUAGGAGAAGGGAGCUCCCAUAUCUUAAAAGAAGUCACUCUAAAGACACCUGUCCCACCAACACUAUUGCCUGAAGACACAAGCUCCUCAGGACCAGUGUCUGGUAAAAGUGUUAAGAUGAUGAAGCUGAGGAUAGAGAGCACUUCACCUGAUAUUGAGUCUCGUCAAUCAAGUGGUCAGAAUUACUCACCCAAUGACUGCAACCACACGCCUACCACUAUUCAGGUUGAUAUAACAGAGAGACCUGACAAUGUGGAAUCUCCAAACGAAAAUGAGAGAAAGAAGCCAAUGGUUUUUUCUGGUCACUCUUUAUCUUCUUCGUUUAUACAAGACUCAAAGUCAAAGGCAGAAUCUUCUCCCGUUAGAAAAUAUUCGGCUCCUCUAGAUAAAGCAACAUGCGUCGCUAAGAAUAAAGCUUCAAACCUCAGUGCUGUGACUAAAGGGAAAGGAGAUGGUGUUUCUGAUGAGGGAGGCGUGGGAGUCAGAGAGCUGGCACGUAUAUUCAGUGCUCGGAGUAAAGAGACUUCAAAGGAGAAAGUGACCGGUUUACAUCGAAAGACUGUACCAAAAGGUAUACAUUGGUCGGCCAGUAGCCAGUCCUCUCUUACACCAGUAGUGGGUGAUAGAUUGGGUGCUACUCCUGGUGAGAAAGGCAAGGCUGAUCAAGAAUGCAAACAGGAUGACAGCUGUGUUAAGAGCAAUUUCUCAAGCAAAACAGUCAAAGAACAACUGACGACUGUAUCGCCCAAGAAAAACGAUUCUCAUUACGAGAACAUGUUCGCUGGCGAUUGGACGUCACCAACUAAACCCUCACCCAGCCAACCCUCUAAUGGAUCGGAGAAAGGAGCAAGGAGGCCAGUGCCAACACCUCGUAAGAGUACCUCACCUUCUGCCUCCAGCGCAAAUGAAUACCUCAAAGAAGAAAGAUCAGACUCGUCAGAAGGAGAGAGUGAAGAUGAGGAGUAUGUCUAUGAACUGAUAGAGGAGCUCAGGAAGAAUAGAGAUAGAGGCACAAAGGACCCGAAUUGUCAUAAUUUGAAGAAACUUCAGUCAGAGCUAGAGUUACUAGAGGGUAUUAUCAGCCUUCCUCCCCUAGGAGAGGAUAAAGAGAGUGCAGAAACAAGAGAAGCAGUGGACCCACACACUACAGGCAAGAAUAAAGCAAAAGUGAGCAAGUCUAGUAGCAGUGCUUCUUCUAUUGCAAAGCGUAACACACCAAAGCUGCUCAAGGAAUUGAGGAAAGGUGUGGUCACUGAUGUAGAGAAACCUUUGGAAGAAGAAUACAUCACAAUGAGUUCCAUUCGUCCAUUAAUGCUAACACUAAGCAGCACUCAAGAAGAAAGCGAGUAUCAUACACCAGUGAUACCUACUAACAAAACUAACAGCAAGACUUCACUGAAUAGUAAUGCAGGAUCACCAACAAGAACACCAAGUAAUGCAAUGAGAGGCAAUGUCACUGCUUCUCCCGUUAAUGUACGACCAAGCAGUAGCCUAAAAGAAGAGAAGGAGGAGAAUAAAGAACAGAACAAGUACUUGACAAUGAAACGUCCUACGGAAGAAGAAGAGAUGAGCAGAGGAGAGGAACAAAACCAGUACAUGACAAUGAGGCAUCCCUCCGUUUUACUGAAACCAGUGACACAGCAAGGAGGAGGAGGAGGAGCUGGGAAAGGAUUGUCAGACUGGAAGAGAAGCCAAGGCUCAAUUUUUGCAUCAGAAAUGAUUAAUUUCAUGGAUCAACAGGAGAGCCUCUAUUGCAAGAUACCAGAGAGACGACCAAUCACACUCGAUGAUAUAUCCUGCCCUACUACCGAAUCAUUAUCAGACGACACUACAAGUGAGAAAUACAUUGACGUGUGCAAUAUUCCUUUCAAGCCACACCCAUCUCCUGUAAAACAGACCACGCCCAUUAGCUCCAGGCAUCAGUUUCCUCCUCCCAUUCCUAAUCGUCCUCUCGUUGGACCAGCAGCUCCUAAAAUAACAAGGUCAAAUCCAAUAUUUUCAUCAAAAGUGGGUAAGGACUCCAUCCAUUUUACAGGUGGGGAUUUUCCGCCUCCACUUUUGCCUCCAAAGUCUGAAAGUCUUUUGAGAGAGCAGGGAAUAUUUGAGCCUUCAAAGAGUCCUCCACUAGUGGGAGGGAAAGGAGGAGGAAAGGUAAAAUCAAAAAGUGAAAAGAAAGCGGGCAGAAUCAUCAACAGGUCUCCUAUACUUGAAGCUCCUCCAAAACCAGACAGUGCAAAGAACUUGAUACGAGCAUUAAAGAAAGAAGCAUUUGCCACCAAAUCAAAUCCUGAGCCUCGUAGGCCACUUCCUCUUCCAGCUUCAGCGUCGGUUUCCUCUCGUAAGACAAGUGAAGCAGUAAUGCCUGACUGUACCUCACUUGAUAGUAAAAGCACUCCAUUGCAGCAUGCCACAUCAUCUCCCAACUUCCUGUUAGUAAACAAGCCUUCAUCUCCCAUACCUAUAGCAGCUUCAGUUCCAACUGACACUCCAAAACUCUCCCUACUCUCUGGCUCCUCUCCUCCUCUUCCUCUUUUUUCUUCAUCUCCUGGUUUUGAGCGAAAAGGCGUCGUGAGGCGUAAACAGAAUAAAAAAGCUGCUGAUAUCAGUCGCAAGAUAAACCGUGACUCACUAGCAGUUAUACUGUGCAAUAAAGACAUCAUAACAGAGCAACUGAAGCAGAAGAGCAUUGAUAGGAAAGAAACUAGAGCUGAUUGGCUAAGUUCAUCUCCCUCACACUCUCCCCAGAAAGACACUCUCGUUCAUUCACUAGGACAGAUACUUGUAGAUAUAUCAUCACUCCUUGAUGAUAAGGAAGAUCAUUUGAAAGAUGACGGAGCAAAUGAUGAGGAUUCACUUGUUGAUCUGAUUGAGAGUGAACUGAACGUUGCGCUACACAAUAACCCGUCAUACACCACCAGCUUCAAUAACGUUAACUCUACUGAGGAAGAUGAAGACUACAAUGUUGUCAUUACUGAUAAAGAUGUACAAGAUGUUGUCAAGUACUUUGACGAGAAUCGGUCUGAUGAGAGUGCGACUGAUGAUUUUGACUCUCCAAGAGCUCAAAACAAAGCUGCAUUGUCCCGUUCAUUCAGUGAUGCAAUGCUGAUAGACUCUCCUGAUGACAUACUUCGCUCAGACAGUGUCUCCUCUCUGCCUGAUACUAAUGACCACAGUUCAUCACCUUCCGAUGAAGAAUACAUGGAAAUACUUGAUGUCAGUAAAUCCAUUACUGUAGCUGCAGAGAAGCUUGCUAUAAGGCGUGGCAGUUCCAUUAACGCUCCUCUAAUGCCGUCAGACAGGAAGCACUCGCUACCUAAUGGAGUUGGUUAUUUUACUAGUUCAGGCGGUAUUAUUACUAGUAAGACAAGUGGAGUUGUUGUUGAAGUGCCUCCUGGGGUUGUACCCAAAGGAAGGAGACAGAAACUAUGGUUUGAAGUCCAUCAAAGCGUGUAUAGGGACACUGAUCCUGAAGAUGCAUAUUCUGCAUUUUCAAACCCAGGCAAUGAGAGUAAAUCAGAUAAUAUGAAAAAGAAAGAGAGUAAGAUACAACUGAGUCCUAUAGUGUUCAUUGGUCCGCCUGAUGCGAUACUUCGUAAACCAUUAAAGAUUAACAUACCUCACUGUGUGCCUACUGAUACAAGUGCAUGGCAUGUCAAGAUUCAAGGGCGUGGUCACAACAGUCGUUCCGAUGAGUGGGUGUCAUUAACUCAAGCCUCUGGUCAUUUUCUUCCAAGACCAGGAACUAACAAGAAGAGUUUUAAAAAUUCGACUUAUCAGAUUCACCCAAACUAUGCCAGGAUAAAAACGAAGAUACCUGGCUGUUUCAGGCUUGUUGGUCGUCCUAUUGCACAGAAUCCUAAUAAAGUAGUAAAGAAGAUGGUUUGUUCAAUAUACACAGAAACACAAAGAGAAUCAUCAGUUGAUGAUAUGCCCACUAGAGUCAAAGUCUUUUUUGUUAAUGCAGUACUAGACUCAGUCGAGGCUCUUGACAGAGCUCUUACUAGUGAGGGGUACUCAUGCUUAGAGAGAAAUAUACCAAUGGUUGUAUAUGGCAACAAGACUGAUCUUGAAGUAUCCAUCAUCACUGAGACCUUCCAGCAGAAAAGAACCAUCUUGCACUCACAGGUUAUUCCAUAUGCAAUGUUUUGGAGAGCCACGCGAAUUGGAAGUGCUCGAAUUACUCUUGAUGUUGAUGGUGCAAUAUUGAAAAGAAACAAGCUUCUAAAAUUAACAGUUUCCCAGUCAAGCAUGGAAACACUUGAGAUGGAGUUUAUGCUACCCUGAGGAUCAUUCAUUUAAAUGACACUUUGCAUGUUACACUCAUUUUUCUGUUGUUUUUCUGUUAUUUUUGUCACAGUUAUUAUUUAUUAUAACAAUUAGAUUUAACAUAACUAGCCCUGCCUCGAUGAAGUUCAAAGCCAGAGCAUGUGUUCUCACCUUAUUCUCGUUUCUGUUCUUUCUCUUUGUUUCUUAUUUCAUUCUUUUCACUUCAAAAGGUAAUAAAUGUAUUAUGCUUUAAAUAUUUGGCUGCAAACAUAAAAAUACUCUAAAAUAA
Molecule: messenger RNA, 5073 nt
Organism: Amphimedon queenslandica
Lineage: Eukaryota; Metazoa; Porifera; Demospongiae; Haplosclerida; Niphatidae
Exons: 11
Coding region: 330-4802 (1490 amino acids)
Biological process (GO): netrin-activated signaling pathway
Cellular component (GO): membrane
Molecular function (GO): netrin receptor activity
Source: RefSeq, a predicted model, not a curated record